AUAGUCCAAAUUCGAAUUCGACAUUUCGACAGCGUUGGCCGCAAAGACGCCAAGUAGUAAUAAGUGACUAUAAGUAAGUUAGAUAGCUGAUUUGCCUUUCUACUGUCGUAACUCUUAAAUAGUUAAAUGGUGAUUGUUAAUUAUUAAAUGUGAAUUGUGUUCUGUUAUUCUGUUUGUGUUUAAACCGCUACAAAUCAACUAUCAAGUCUUUUAGUCUUUAUAGGCGCAUAAGGCAUAACACUAUCUGGCGCAUGUGUGUGUGUGUGCGCGUGUGUGUUUGUUUAUGUGUGCGAGAGUAAGUAAUAAGUAUCAAGUGACUCGAGAGCCGAUUCAUCGAUUGACUGUAAGUUAAACUAGUGCCAAUGGUUAGCGUUGGUGGUUAACUACCGACCACCGUCAAAGUUUACUGUAAGACCUCGAGUAAUACGAACGCCGUACGAUGACUCAAUUCCUGCCGCCCAAUUUGCUGGCGCUUUUCGCGCCGAGGGACCCAAUCCCUUACCUACCGCCAGUCGCCAAGCUGCCGCACGAGAAGAAGACUCGUGGCUAUUUGGGCGUUGGAAGUUUUAUGGAUCUGUUCGAAGACCCCGAAGACACGCCUCCUCCGACAAAAAUUGAAACCAGAGAAGAACGACUAGAGCGUCGUCGUCGUGAGAAAGCUGAACAAGUAGCAUACAAGUUAGAACAAGAAAUCGCGCUAUGGGAACCACAUUCAGUUGCAAAUGCUACAACAGAUCCAUUUAAAACAUUGUUUGUUGCUAGAAUUAAUUAUGAUACUUCUGAAUCAAAAUUACGAAGAGAAUUUGAACUUUAUGGUCCUAUAAAAAAGAUUGUUGUCACACAUAAUAAGAUAGAUGGUAAACCCAGAGGGUAUGCUUUCAUUGAGUACGAAUAUGAACGUGAUAUGCAUUCUGCAUAUAAACAUGCUGAUGGAAAAAAGAUUGAUGGACGCAGAGUGUUGGUGGAUGUUGAGCGAGCACGCACAGUCAAAGGAUGGCUUCCUAGAAGAUUGGGAGGUGGUUUAGGGGGUACAAGAAGAGGUGGACCAGAAGUCAAUUUGAAACAUUCAGGUAGGGAAGAUAAUGAACGAGAAAGAGAAAGGUAUGCUCGUGAAAUGGCUGGUAGUCGUUCUGGACGUAGUGUUACUACGGAAAGAGAUCGAGAACGUGAUUAUCGUGACCGAGAUAGAGAUCGUGAACGUGAACCGAGACGUCCUCGUAGUAGAGAUCGUGAAAGAAAACGUCAUCGUUCUAAGUCACGGUCACGCGAACGCAAGAGACGCCGUAGCAGAGACCGUGGUGCUAGAGAUGUAGAAUAUGACGAAGUUGAAGAGGUUCCCGUUACCAAAUCUAGAGAUAAAGAUCAUGAUCGUGAAAGAAAAAGAAAGCGUAGUCGUUCUAGAGACCGUGAACGUAAGAAGGAUCGCAAAGAAAGAGAUCAUCAUCGCCGAGACAAGAGUAAAGAUCGUCGUGAUAAACAUGAUAAAGACAAUUCUGAACGUGAUGAAAAAAUUCAUAUUAAACAAGAACCUGUUGAUGAAUAUGACAAUAAUUAUGAUAGUUACAAUAACGAAUAUGAUGGUUACAACAGUUCUCAUGAUGAUUAUGAUCCAGAUAUGGUUAAAAAGGAAGAACCUGAUGAAGAAAAUGCAAAUGGUAGCCGUUACAGUAAUAAUGUAAUUUGAUAAUAAUAGACUGUCUGGUACUAAAUUGUCUGUUUUUAACAUAAGUAAAAUUGUAAAACUUAAGUAAAAUGGAAUUAAAAAAGUAAUAAUAAUUA
Messenger RNA from Diuraphis noxia (Russian wheat aphid), 1779 nucleotides. RefSeq names its product small ribonucleoprotein particle U1 subunit 70K (gene snRNP-U1-70K). Gene Ontology annotation, biological process: mRNA splicing, via spliceosome. The record is from RefSeq and is a predicted model, not a curated record. Gene Ontology annotation, molecular function: U1 snRNA binding; mRNA binding. Lineage: Eukaryota; Metazoa; Arthropoda; Insecta; Hemiptera; Aphididae. Gene Ontology annotation, cellular component: U2-type prespliceosome; U1 snRNP; precatalytic spliceosome.